Papilio polytes (common Mormon) is the source of this 2876-nucleotide messenger RNA. RefSeq names its product peroxisomal acyl-coenzyme A oxidase 3-like. Gene Ontology annotation, cellular component: peroxisome. Gene Ontology annotation, biological process: lipid homeostasis; fatty acid beta-oxidation using acyl-CoA oxidase. The transcript is spliced from 13 exons. NCBI's taxonomy places the organism in Eukaryota, Metazoa, Arthropoda, Insecta, Lepidoptera, Papilionidae. Bases 355 to 2418 code for a protein of 687 amino acids. The record is from RefSeq and is a predicted model, not a curated record. Gene Ontology annotation, molecular function: pristanoyl-CoA oxidase activity; FAD binding; fatty acid binding.
AACCACACUCGAUUACGCUAUCCGUGAUGAGGAAUUAAAAAAAUCAAUAACUUUCAGAUUUUUCAACGUAACAUUUUUACGUAAAUAAUCUGUGGUUUACAGCUUGUCACUCUGUUAUGUCAUCUGUCAUACGCUUCCAAGCUGUCACUGUCAGAUUGAAGAAACUGAAACGAAAUCGAACGAUACUCGGUUCCGUUGAAGUAAUUAAUAAUUGACUUAUCAGAAUUCAGAAUAGACGUUUCCUCGCUUUAUAGGCACGCUGUUCAAUGCUAAUUUUCAGUCUCGUUUAAACCGGCAAGGCGGUAAUUACUUGUAAAGUUAAACAGUAACAGCAAUUUAAUUUACGCAAGGAAAAUGGAAGACCUUAGUUUUAUCCCAGAUCUCCGUAGCGGGCCUCUGGAUGUUUAUAGAAAUACCGCAUCGUUUAACUGGAAACGCCUUAAACUGUCUUUGGAAGGAGAUCUCGAAUUGUUAAAACUUAAGUACAAAAUAUGGCACAUCUUAGAAAGGGAUCCGUUGUUCGCUCACAACCAAGUGACACCAUCGGUGGAAGAACAGAAGCGAUUAACUCAGCUUCAACUUAAAAAGAUUAACGAAUACAAGUUUGUUACCAAGGAAAUAUUCAAUUCUAGCUACAGUAAAAGGACUAGAGCAAUAAUGACGAUUAACGAAGCUGUACAGUCUCUGAAUCCCAGCGUCUCAGUCAAAAUGGCUAUCGGAAUUUAUCUGUUCUCCAACGCGCUACUCUCUCUGGGCACAGAACGACAUCACAAGUUCUACGAAGCUACAAUACUUAACAGAGAGAUCCUGGCGAGUUUCGCGCUGACUGAGAUCGCGCACGGCUCAGACGCGCGACUGAUGCGUACGACUGCGACGUACGACGCGACGAGGCGCGAGUUCGUCAUACACACACCAGACUUCGAGGCCGCUAAAUGCUGGGUUGGUAAUCUAGGCAGAACGUGCACGCACACACUGCUGUUCGCGCAGCUGAUCAUGCCCGAUGGCACCAACCAUGGGUUGCAUGGCUUCGUGGUGCCAAUUCGUGACCCUGACACCCUCGAGACGUACCCUGGCCUCGUGGUAGGGGACAUGGGUGAGAAGAUUGGCGUCAACGGUAUUGAUAACGGGUUCAUAAUGUUCAACCAGUAUCGGAUACCUCGUGAGAACUUGUUGAACAGAGCCGCAGACGUCACAGAAGACGGUCAAUACGUCAGUUCAUUCUCUGAUCCAUCCAAAAUACUUGGUGCUGCGUUAGAAAAUUUAUCAGCAGGUCGUAUCGGCAUAAUGCAGGAGAGCUGUCACUCGCUGGCGAGCGCGGUGGCGAUAGCGGUGCGGUACGCCGCCACGCGCACGCAGUUCGGCGAACAGGACAACGAGAUACCUCUCAUUGAGUAUGAUUUACAUCAAUGGCGUUUGUUCGGUUACGUGGCUGCGGCUGUGGUGUUCAGGAUAUACAUACACAGUUUUGCUCAUGUCUACCUCGAUAUUGUAGAGAAAUCGCAUAUGGGAGAACAAGUUGACAAUUUGAGCGAGGCGGUGUCGGAGAUCCACGCGAUGGUGUCGUGCAGCAAGCCGCUGCUGACGUGGACCACCAUGGAGGCAGCGCAGCAGUGCCGCGAGGCCUGCGGCGGACACGGAUAUCUUAAGCGCGCGAACCUGGGCGACAUCCGCAGCAACCACGAGCCGACGGUGACGUACGAGGGCGACAACAACGUGCUGCAGCAGCAGGCCGGCAACUGGCUGCUGCGCCAGUACGCGGCCGCGCGCGCCGGCGCCGCGCCCGCCUGCCCGCUCGCCUCCGCCGCCUUCCUGCGCAGCCACGCCGCGCUCGCCCGCGCCGCCUUCGCCCCGCGCACCACCGCCCACCUCAAGGACACGCAGUUUAUAAUGUCGACUUACAAAUGGCUGAUAUGUUACCUACUAAAGCAAACAUAUGAGAAAUACGAAUCAUUACUCGCUCAAGGCUUCACAAAGUUCCAAGCGAAGAACAAAUCUCAAGUAUACAGAUGGCGGAAUCUAACUAAAGCUUAUGCUGAAUAUUUAGCGUUGAUGUUCAGCUUGGAAGCUAUACAGAAGAAGGAGGAGGCGUUGCAGCCGGUGCUGAACAGGCUGGUGAUGCUGUACGGGCUGUGGUCGCUGGACGGCCAUCUGACGGAGCUGUACGAAGGUGGAUACUGCACCGGGCCUGCUGCAGCGCAGCUGCUGCGUGCGGCGCUGCUGGAGCUGUGUGGUGAGCUGAAGGGGGAUGUGGUGGGGGUGGUAGAUGCACUCGCCCCCACAGAUUUUGUACUCAACUCUGUGUUAGGCAACAGUGAUGGCAGAUUAUACCAGAACUUACAAAAGGCGUUAAUAAGUCACCCGGGAACAUUCGAGCGCGCGCGCUGGUGGCGGGAGGUGGUGCCCUCCGCUAAACUAUAAAUAUACAGAACACUAAGUUUAUAUUUUUUCACAUUAUUAAUUACACAGAACAUAAUUUUUUGUGUAACAGAAAUCAGUACCGAACCUCUGAGCCGACAAGAUACAUGAAUAGAACUAUACUUUAUGUUCAAAAUGUUGAAUUUAUGUGAAAAUGUCAUUACGAUAUGUUUUAUGUUUCCUAGAAUGCAUUUUGUAUAAUUUGUAUUGUUUUCCUAAGAUAUGUUGAAUUUUAAAAGUGACGGUUUAUGUUGUUUUGGAAAAUGUGACGCCAUCUAUUGGUAGGAAUUCGAAAAAAAAUAGGAAAUGGUUAUUUUGUAAAACGGAUUUUUGCAUAUUAAAUACAGAAUUGUAUUGCUAAAUGAUUAUAUAGUUCCUUAAAGUAUGUAAAAGUAAUUAAACCUAAAUAAAAUUAUACAUAACUGACAUAGAAAUAAGGUUAGAAUAUUAUAUAAAUGAAU